This is a messenger RNA of Cinara cedri, 4024 nucleotides long. NCBI's taxonomy places the organism in Eukaryota, Metazoa, Arthropoda, Insecta, Hemiptera, Aphididae. The record is from the annotation of a GenBank genome assembly.
AUGGCCGAAAUGGAUGGUACUUCAAGAAAUCAUAAAAAGGUAACGCAAAAUCCGUAGUUAUGUAUAUUAGACAAUUAUUAUGGUUAUUGUUUUAAUAUUUUCAGGACGAUAUAAUGCGAAUCAGAAAUUAUACAUUUCCUAGUAUACUAAUGGAAAUAUUGGAAAUAGACCGAUACAUAGUAAACUGUCAUGAUGCAGUAUGUACCCAGUUAUAAUAUGAUUAACUUAUGAGUCACUUUUGAAUGUUGGUUAUUAUAAAUAAUGUUGUAUUCUUGUUGUUGUAGAUUUUGGAAAACCCCAGUAAUGUUAUGGACAUAAAUAUCGCCAAUAUGUUAGAUGAUUAUAUUGUUUAUAAUUUUUUACAAGGGAUGGUGAAGGGGUAAUAAUUUUAAUUAUAAUUAUAAUUUAUACAAGUAUUUAUGUACACCUUUGAUAAUGUAUUGUAAAAGAUUUAUUUUGAUCGUUACAAUAAAAGCUUUCGGGCGGUUUGAUAAAAAAAAAAAAAAAAAAAAAAAAAAUUAUAAUUUACAUUCGUGUAAACUAAUUUAAAUCAUGUACUUUGAUAUCGUUAUAGAAGAAAGAGUGUAGAGUUUGCAAUGGAUUUACUUCGGGUAUUUAAUUUUUACCAAGAGAAGCAGUUGUUGUAUAACAACGAGGUGAAGAGGGAUUUAAUUAACAAGGUAAAUAUCCAAAUAGACACGCGUCGUGUUAUGUGUGUAUAGUGUACAGUAAACUUGUAAUGUAAAACAAUUAUUAUUGUCAUUUAUCUUUGUAGUUUAUGACAUUCAAUUUGUACAUAAGUUCAAUAUACUUAUAGUUCAGUCAUAAAAACGAUCUUUAUCGUAAUUUUAACAAUUUUUUUUCGCGUAUUCUUUUACUUAUUAGUCUUAUUUGUCAUGAUUUCGUAAUUAAAUUAAACAAGACGAUGAAAUAUGAAAUUAAUUUAGUAUUCAUGUUUAUACUAAUUAAUUAAUUAAUAAAGCAAAUAUAAUUACUUUUGAUAUCUUCUUAUAUAUUUUAUAAAAAAAGGCAAUGGUUGUGGGUUUAUAGAAUCAAAAACUAUUCGACUGUUUGCGUUGAAAAUUCCACGGCUUUUUUAUUAUUACUUCUAGUAGUGUUUGAGUGAUUGGAAUGGGAAAUCCAACCUCCAAAGUGAGACGCAAACAGAAAAUUUCUCCUUAAAAUACGAAAAUCUAGUUUUUUUCUUUUCUUAAUUUUGAUACCAAUUGGUUGUAUGGAGAAAAAAUGUUUAUUCUUUAAUUAUAGUCAAUAAUAUUGUUUUCAUGGGGGGAUGUGUCUUAAAUAUAAUAAUAAGUACUUACUAAUUUUACUUUAUAAUUUUUCUAGGCCCGAAAUGAUUUCUCUAGAAUGGAUAAAAAUGUGUUUGCGAAACAAUUUUGGGUCUUCAAAAUAUUCACACCGUAUACGAUUGACUAUAAAAAGAUUUGGUGUAGUUAUAUAUUUGCUCCCAGAUAUUUGUUAAGACUAUUUGGUAUGCAUAACAAUACAGAUAAAUAUUUUUUUUUUUAAAUUUUUACUCCACGCUUGACAUUUAAAACAAAUGCUUGUUGAUUUUUAAAUAUACGGUGCUAACUAGGUAGGUAUUACACCCAUCACACUGUGCUUUCAUCACUUCUCAUUGGCAGAGCUAUACGUAUACCUAUAAUAUAUUUAUCUCUAUAUGUGUCUAUAAAAGACAAUUCAAAUCGAGUGGGAAUUCAACUUUGAGAAUACUUUAUUUUAUUUAUCAUCGGGGUAUUAUUAACCAGCGGUGUUCCCCCCCACAGGGUAUAUUACAUAAUAUUAUACGCCGUAUACUCUCAACAUUUUGAUGGAAUAUCAUGGAUUUACUCUCAAAUAGAUAAAACAAAAUUCGUCAUGAUUUAUAACGCCACUAAAACCGUAGAUAAAGGGGUAAAUGUUUACACAGCUUUUACAUUUGGUAAUUGUUGUCGUUAGAGCUGUUUUAGUACGUAGUACAAAAUGUUACCUAUCUAUUUCAGUCGGUCGUAAAUACUAGAAAUUUCGCAAUGUUCUUAUAAUUUAUAUUGUUAUUAUUUUUUUUUUUAAAUUUGGAUUAUUUCAAUUUUUGUACAGUUGACAUAUAUUUUCCUAUGAAUAGUAUAGAGUUUUGUUUUGUUUAUAUCUGCAACUGUCUCAAAAGUCUGUCUGGCGUUCAUUUUGAAACUGAGAGAAAAAAAAAAGAAGAAAAACCACCAUCGUUGUAAACCCGUUUUACUUUGGUUACAUUUAGAAUAUAAAAUGCUCAAUAUUUCUACAGAAAAUUCAAUACCCAGUAAAGCGCUUAUUGGCUUCAUUGUUUUAUACCACCAUGUUAAGAACAACAAUUACAAUAAUUUACCGCAUACCCGUUAUUAUAAGUUCUGUAAUUUUAUAUCGGGUACCUACCUACUCCAAGCAUUUAUAAUCAAUAUAAUAAUUUGAUUUUCAGAAUAUUUACCUCUGUACUAUGUAUCGGUACCCCGAACUUGGAAAAAAAAAAUUAACAUGAAAUUAUUUUGUGAUUUUUACUUGGAUUUUUUUACGUAAGUACCUAGAUGUAUAACAUUUUUAAUUAUAUUUUUACGUUUCAUCAUCAUAUUAUGUACAAACAAGUGACGGUGAAUUAUUAAGGUCUGCAGGCCCUUAAAUCCUCGAGAAUUUCCUUUGAAAUUUUUCGAACGAUUAACUAGAGUACCCAUCUAUAAUAGUCGUAGUUUAUUAAUAUAUUCAAAAAUAUGUACAUCGUUUAUUUUAUGUAAAAAGUUUAAAUAUUAAUAUACUUAUUGUGUUUUUUUAGAUUUAUCAUCGAACGCCGUAAAUUGUAUUUUUUGGAAUUUUAUCCAGCUGUACAGUUCGUCGACCUAAGCUGUAAUAACGAUCAGUUAUAGAAUAAUUUUUACUGGCUAUAGUUUUAAAUACGCAUUAAUAUACGCAAUAGUAUACUAAAUCAUAAUCUAUUAUUUUUAAUGACAUUUUUGUAUUAUUGUUGGCAUAGUUUUUGGGUUGUAACGCCCCGGUGUUUUAUUAUUUAUACGACCCAAAAGACUUUGCAAACAUGUUUAAUAAUAUUUAUAUGCUCCAUUUUUUAAUAAUUUGUACACAAAUUUAUAAUAAUAAAAACGUGCGUUUCAUCAUUAUUAUUAUUGUUUUUGAAAUACUGUGCACCAAAACAAAAUCCUAGUCCCGCCACUGCGGUCUUUUUUUUCCCGAUAUCUCACGGUUACUGUUACACCGGUUUCGUUAUGACGCGCAAGGCGUUCAACAUUAACUCGAUGCGAUUGAAAGUGAUCCGGUUUGUCAUACAUUUAGAGCGAUAAGCCGGGAUAAAAUAGGCAUACUUCUGGUAGUUCAAUAUUUCUGUUUUGAAAAAAAAAUUCCACUCGGUAAACUUCUCGUGUAUACGUUUUGUAGGGAAAAUAUUUAUUUAUUUAUUUUUUUUUUUUUGCAACACCGUUUAUUAAGUAAGGGUUUAUUUUGAGAACAACAGGUAAACCUGUCUAUAGAAAAUCCGAAUGUCAGAUUAAAUGACGGAUGGAUUUUAAAAAUCCAAAUCCGUAUCAAAAAUGUUUAACGUUCUCAAAAUCCAAUCUCCAAAAUGUAAACGACAGCGAACAAAUUAAAUAGCAUCAAUAAACGUACAAUACACAUGUAGUACGAAUUAAGUAGAAAUUAACAUUGAAUAACGGACUGAAAUGUAUGUAUUCUAUUGCAAGCGUAAAUUAAUAUUAUUAAAUAGUCGACAAUUUAUGUUCCAAACGACGGGAUUGUUUUACGAAAUAAAAUAAUAGUUGCCGGUUGGUUAAAAAAAAAAAAAAAAAAAUAUGCAACAAACUAAUACAACGUUGUACUAUAGAUUUUAAUGUUUUAUUCGCCAAACACAAAUCCCGUACGAUUUUAGAUCAGUGUACAGUCGGUAGCAUCACAGAAGAUGCUAUACGAUGUUCCCGAUCAAGAUAAACGUUUUUGGUGGCCGAUCCACAACCGUGAUCCCGGCGCUCAGCUGUUUCCUAGAGGGUUUUGA